Miscanthus lutarioriparius is the source of this 1284-nucleotide messenger RNA. NCBI's taxonomy places the organism in Eukaryota, Viridiplantae, Streptophyta, Magnoliopsida, Poales, Poaceae. The record is from the annotation of a GenBank genome assembly.
AUGACUGAGCUAGCGGCUGGCGCCGUGAGCUCACUGCUGGCCGUCGUCCGCAACGAGGCGCUGUUGCUUGGCGGCGUCAAGGACGACGUGCAGUUCAUCAAGGAGGAGAUGGAGAGCAUGAAGAGUUUCCUGGCGCACCUAGCCCGGAGCACGCCCCCCGGCGGGGAGCACGACGAGCAGGUGCGCACCUGGAUGACCCAGGUGCGGCUGCUCGCCCAGGACUGCCACAACUGCAUCGACCUCUACCUGUACAGCGGGAACCCGGACAUCCACCGCGCCAAGGGCAGACUCCGGCGCUACCUCUGGUGGGUUUACUGGUUCCUGCGCAAGCUGCUCGCGCAGCACCGCGCUGCGGCCCAGCUACGCCAGCUCAAGGACCGGGCGCGCGAUGUCGGUGAGCGACGAUUGAGGUACGGCGUGGAGGUCCCGACCAAGUCGGCAGCAGGGCAGUCGCCUCCUGCGACUAGGCUAAUGGCGGCGGUAGCAGGUGGCUACGCUGCCAGAGAUGAUGAAGAAGACGGUGACGAUGAUCGGUCGACCCUGGCGACGACCGAUCAUUCUUCCCAGAGGGCAUUGUUUUCUCUCACUCAGGACGACUACGUCAAGGCAAAGAUACGGGAGUGGAUAAAUAAUAUGGUUCUUGCUGCAUGCGACGCCGACGGCAGCGAGACGCUGUCCUUCGUCAUCGGGGCCCCGCCGGACAGAUAUCAGGAUGUUAUCACUCUUGUACGUGAAACUUCGGUUUUCCGUCCCGGCUUUGAGUACCAAAGCGGCUACCAUCUCGCUGUCUUGAUCGACAUUCCGGCACUCCACUUGGAAUUUUUACCACUACGACCCAAGGAGGUUCUCUUCUACAUCUUGCGCCAGAUCAAGCUCGAGUUAAAGCAAGGCACAGAUCAAGGCGAAGGGGAGGCGGAUUCUGAUUUUCGGCAACAAUACUCCCAAAAAUGCCGUAUUUAUCUAGAAAAAAAGGCAGUGUUUUGUAAAAGCAAGAGCAGUAUAGAAAAGAUGAAGAUUUAUGAAAAGCUUGACAAGAUCAAGAGUGGUCUUCAAAAUCAACCACCAAAGGGUCAACAGGAGGACAUGGAUCAGAAGGGCCCAAAGCUUGACAAGAUCAAGAGUGGUCUUCAAAAUCAACCACCAAAGGGUCAACAGGAGGACAUGGAUCAGAAGGACCGAGACCUACAUGCACUUCUUAAGCAGCUACUCUGGUCAUCUCUGCCUGCGUCUCAACAAGAGAAGAAGAAGAAGAAGAAGAAGAAAGGAAGAUUUAUCUCCAUUUAG